Paramisgurnus dabryanus is the source of this 2816-nucleotide messenger RNA. Lineage: Eukaryota; Metazoa; Chordata; Actinopteri; Cypriniformes; Cobitidae. The record is from RefSeq and is a predicted model, not a curated record.
UGAGCAACAAUAUGCAAAUAGGUUAAAACCGCUCUUCAAUAAUUUAAUUUUUAUUUUUUCCUGAAAGGGGAGUCUGCAUAGCCCCGCCCACUCAGGGCAGCCAAUCGAUCCGGUAAUCAUCGAUAAAACACACGUGCACAUUCCACUGAUGAUGUUGUUUGCUACUUUGGAAAGUUCAGGGAGUAGAUGAUUAACUGAGCUAUCGCAAUGCUUUCGUUAACCCGUUUAAUUUGUGUUUUCCCAUUUUGAGUGGUUAGCAGCCCAGAUUCAUGACCCUCAGUAUGGCAGCUCUGCGUGCAGCAAAACAAGCUUUGAGGAAAGAAAUCAAGAAGCGAGUGGCAGCAAUGAGUGAUGAAGAGAAACAUCGACAGUCUCGAGUUGUCUCACUAAAGUUGUUCAAACAUCCAAAAUACCUCUCCAGCCAGCGCGUCGCUGUCUUUCUGAGCAUGCACGAUGAGGUCCGCACAGAGGAAGUCCUUCAAGAUAUCUUCAAUAGAGGAAAAGUGUGCUUCAUCCCCAGAUACUUCAGCAACAGCAGUCAUAUGGACAUGCUACGUCUAAAUGACAUGAAGGACAUAAACAACCUGGCCCUGACGUCCUGGAACAUCCGGCAGCCGGGUGAUGAGGAAUGCAGGGAAGAGGCCUUAGCUACAGGAGGACUUGAUCUUAUACUGAUGCCUGGACUGGGGUUUGACAAGACCGGGAACAGGCUUGGACGAGGAAAGGGUUUUUAUGACUCGUAUCUGGAGCGCUGCAGGAAGCAGCAGCAUGAAAAGCCGUACACCAUUGCCUUGGCUUUCAAGGAGCAGCUUUGUCCUCAAGUUCCAGUGGACAACCGUGAUGUCGUUAUUGAUGAAGUCCUCUAUGAUGAAGAGGAAUGAACGGAAACAAUCAACAUUUAAUUCAAUCAAGUUCAAAUGGAUUUUGACUGGUCCUAAGCAGAGUUGGGUAUAACGCGUUACUGUGUAACGCAUUACUGUACUCUAAUUACUUUUCCUGAUAACGCAGUAACGUAACGCUUUACAUUUUAAAUGUAUGUAAUUUGAUUACAGUUACCAAUGACAACAAAAUUACGUUACUAGCGUUACAAAUUAAGUGUUGAAAAAUUAAUUAAAAUGUAUUUUAAAAUGACGUUUUGCCAUUGCACGGCAACGUCUGCGAGCAUGCGCGCAGCGUCAAGGCUCGUACAGACUACAUGACUUUAAAACGUUGGUCCGAACUGUGCGGUUCACACUACAUGACUUGCUCUCUGUGAAAUCAGGAGUGUUCACGUUGUUGAUCAGUUCACACCACACGACAUAACGUGACUGCCCCACAACAGGAGGUAACGCACUACACGAGUUGAGAACAACUCUAUCACCCGGCGAUUCUAUCUUGUCCACAAACCACGUUUUGUCACGAAAAAUCACGCGAUAAAACAAACCGGAAAUGACGCGAAACAACACGCGCACCAGUAAACCCACAGAAGAAGAAUCAAGACGACGCGCAAAACUUUUGUUUGUAUAUAUAGACUUCAGACAGAAAUUAGUGCUGCAAACCGUUUGCGCGAUGCAAAGCCGCAAAAGAAAAAAAUGAAGAGAUGUGUAUGUGGAGAGGUGGAUCAACACCACACGCGGACAGCAGGGAUUUAAGAGUUGGAGAAUAGGAUAGGCUUCGCAAAGCAUGACUUGGAGAGCGUUUGUCUUUGACCCUGCGAUUCUAUGCAACAGGUGACACGUUCAAGUCCCUCAGGUUCAAGUCCAGGAUGGGGGACCAGCACCAUCCCACAAAUAGUUUUGGAUACCUGUUCUGUUCUGUACCAGGUUAUAAAUGACGAUUUCUUGAAGACACCAUCAACGGAAGGAGAGUGGCAUAGCCGUGGACUUCGAAAGGAAGUGGCGGUUUCCACAUUGCUUUGGGGUACUUACUACCACUCCAGCUGUAGCAGACUGCUGACCAAAACAUGGUUGAUGGGCAAUGGAAGAAUUGUGGGAUGGGUGCUUUUCAACCGAUGAACACCACCUCACAUCGCAAUUGUAUGGCAACAGCAAAAGUGCAACGCACUCUGAUGCGGGACUACUUUGUCUCACCAGUGGGUAGUGUUUAUUGGCAAGUUCAACACAUUUUAAAAGGAACUGACUGAUGUAGAGUUAUCCCUGCAAACAGCAGAUUAAAGCCAGUUAUUGUCAGUUUAGGACAUUCGUUUUCUUGUGUGUUCUAAAGUCCUGUAUUUGUAAAGAACACAAUGUGGUUCACUUUUUCAUUGUUUUAAGUAUUCUGUUUAUUGUUGUGUUAUUAUUCAAUUAAUUUUAAUUGCAUACAAAUCAAAAGGUGCAGGAAUGUAACAAAUAAAGGCAAUAUGCAUGUUGCAAUUAAGUGCCUUGUACUAACUUUAUUUCUUGAUCCACACUCAUUAUUCACAGAACAUUAACAAUGUUUCUAUACUACGGCGCUAAACAUCAACAUAUCUGAUCAUGCUAAAAAUUUAUGGGGAUUGUGAUGAUAAGCUCUGGGCAUUUUUACUCAAUGUGGAUUAAUCUAACAGCCAAUCACACACAAUUAUAUUACGAUAUUUAUAUAUCACCCAGCCCUUAAAAGGGCUCUACAUAGGGAUUUUUGUAAUGUUUAAUUGUGUUAAUGUGGUGCACUGCACGUGUUCUAACAAUGUAUAUUUUGUCUGUCCACAUAAUAUACAUUCAAAUGUACUACAUGUUUUCAAGUUGCACAAACAACAAUGCAAGGCUAUAAAGCACUAUUCAUAUUGGCGUUUUUUGUAAAAUAUGACAAUGUGUUUUAUACUUUUAUACUUUGUUGCAUUAAAUGUAUUACUUUCGAUA